Molecule: messenger RNA, 714 nt
Organism: Pelagomonas calceolata
Lineage: Eukaryota; Pelagophyceae; Pelagomonadales; Pelagomonadaceae
Source: the annotation of a GenBank genome assembly
GCAGAUCAAAAAAGUGGCAGGCAUUCGAGCGCCACUGCCCACCCGCCGCGUGCCAGCGCCCACUUUUCGGCAGGCAGGUGUCGAAAAGCUCUCGGCACACCACGGCGCUGCCGCCACCGCCCGCGGGCCCCGGACUUUGAACGCGCCAUGUCCGGCCGCGCGCGCUUCGGCGCGGAAUCAGGAGCUAGAGCAUUAGCCGGCGGGCGCAAGCCGAGGAAGCGCGCCGGAUUAAGUGAAGAAGAAAUGGAGGAGGUCAGGGAGGCCUUCAACUUGUUUGACACCGAAGGCCGCGGCCAGAUCGACAUAAAAGAGCUGAAGGCCGCGUUCCGGGCGUUGGGCUUCCAGGUCAAGAAGGCGGAGAUCCGGCGGAUGAUGCAGGACGUCGACAAGGAGUCGUCGGCGGUCGUGCCCUUCGACGACUUCGUGGAAAUGGCGACUCCCAAAUUGCAAUCCAGAGAUACGCGCGAGGAGAUCAUGAAGGUCUUUGCGCUCUUUGACGACGACCAGACGGGGGCCAUCUCGUUCCGCAACCUGAAAAGAGUGGCCAAUGAGUUAGGGGAGAACCUCACGGACGAGGAGCUCCAGGAGAUGAUCGACGAGGCCGAUCGGGACGGCGACGGCAUGAUCAACGAGGACGAGUUCUUCCGCGUCAUGAAGAAGCGCGGCGAGAAUCCCUUGGAUGACCUCUCGUCCGACGACGACGACUUCUAAGUU